Messenger RNA from Didymodactylos carnosus, 667 nucleotides. Lineage: Eukaryota; Metazoa; Rotifera; Eurotatoria; Philodinida; Philodinidae. The record is from the annotation of a GenBank genome assembly.
ACCACGAAAUCGUCGAAUGAAACCAAGUAAACAUCUUCCAGAAGAAGCCAUUACAAUAAUGAAUGAAUGGUUUGAAAAAAAUGUUGAUAAUCCUUAUCCAAAUGUUAAUGAACGUUUUGAAUUAGCAAAAAAUGGUGGAAUUACUGAAGCACAGGUCAAAGCUUGGUUUUCAAAUAAACGAAAUCGUACACAAAAUACACAUCCAAAACGUGCCAAACGAAAUAUGAUUAAAAACAAUUAUUUGAAUUAUUAUCAUAAUUAUACGACGACAACAUCAUCAUCGAACACAAUGACAGAAUCACUUAAUAAUUGGACAAUACCGGAUGAAAAUUCUAGCGUUAAUAAAAUUCAUAUAGCGGAUAAAAUUGAAAAAUUAGUUUAUGAACGUUUAAACGAUGAAACAAAUUUACAUUCACCUCAUCGAUUACCGACACCUCCAGUUGAACUGAAGACAUGCGAAAAUAUUAGUGAUAAUUCUUCUGAACGUUAUUCCUGUCCGUCUUCUAUUUGUUAUACACAAUCAUUCACUUCACCAACAUUACCACCGCUCACCUCUUAUUCUCACAACAUUCCAUUUGAUAAUUUAUCACCAUCAUCAUCAUCAUUUUAUUUUUGUCCAUUGUCUAUUACUUACGAUAAUAACAAUUUUUUUAACCAGUUCUAUUAG